UAGCUUUAAAGUGAGCUUAAAAGGUUUUCAGAACGAUUUUAAAAUUUUAGUUCAUUUCUAACAAUUCAUCAGCAAGUUUACCUGGUUGAAAGUAAAAGUUAUUAAAUUCUGUGACAAAAAAAAAAAAAUUAAUAUAAUUCGAAAAUAGAGAAAAGAGAGGAGUAGAAGUAGUAAAAAAAAUAAAAAUAAUAAAUAGAAAAAAAUAUAAAAUAAACAUAAAUUUUUGCAAUGUUUAAAACUACCGUUAUUAGUAUUUUAAUUUUAUGUGUUCUUUAUUCAAAAGAAAUUGCUGCACAUCCAGCAAGUUACCGAAAUCCACAAUCGACUUAUGCCCUAUAUGUUGGUCAAAAGCUUCAACCUAAAGAUGGAUAUGUACCUGUUUAUAUAAGAUUCGGUGAUACACCCUUAUUUGCAAUUAAUCAGGAUUUAGCAACAGCAUUUAAAGAAACUGAACAGGCGAAUAACCAAAUUCAAUUUAACACGAAGGAUAUCGAUGACAGUAAUAGAAGUAAUGAAAGCAAUGAUAGCAAAGAACGAAAUGAUAAUCCAAUCUUCAAUACGAUUCAAGAUGAAUUUUCUUCCGCUAAGGAAUUAAAGAGAAAUGAAAAAGUGAAAAAUGUUGAUUAAUAAAAUUUUAUUCGUUAUAUACAUAUAAAUAUAUAAGAUAUAUAUUAUGUAUUGAAAGUAUUUUAUAAUUACACACAUAUGUGAAAGAAAGAAAAAGAAGGUGUUCACAAAUUUAUAAAAAAAAAAAAAAUGUUAUAAAUCUGUGAAUAACUAUAAAUGAUGUUAAAUUAGAUUAAAAAAUAAAGUAUUAAUUAUUAUUAAUUGA
Condylostylus longicornis is the source of this 832-nucleotide messenger RNA. RefSeq lists its product as uncharacterized. Bases 229 to 627 code for a protein of 132 amino acids. NCBI's taxonomy places the organism in Eukaryota, Metazoa, Arthropoda, Insecta, Diptera, Dolichopodidae. The transcript is spliced from 3 exons. The record is from RefSeq and is a predicted model, not a curated record.